AUAGAAAAAAAGAUGAAAAUUCUGAUCUCCAUACAUCCACUGCCUCUAGUGCUACUGCUCCUGCAGCUGCUACAGCCACUACAGUUUCAAGACAAUGAGAGACGUUACAAUUUGCCACCUGAUAAAGCAGAUGAAUUUGAAGAUUAUUUGGAAGAAUUCAGUAGUACAGGGCCUACCAGACCACCUACCAAAAAAAAAUUCGUAAGGUUUUCCCUUAUUGGAACAGAAAGGACACUAAGUGAUUCCUUCUUCUGCACUGAUACAGUCAGGCUGAAAAACGUUCACAACAAGUCUCGUUGUGUGACAGAACAUCAUUUCAUCGUAAUGCCAUACGACGAUGUGAAAAACCUCUGUUACACGAGGUAUGUCGAGUGUAGGAAUGGGAUCAAGAAAUGUCACCGAAGCAGGCUGCCGAUAGAGGGAGUGUACUGUAAAUUAAGAAGAGGGACCACUCUACCUGACUGUGAUUAUGAUUCAAUUUAUAAGAUGGGUUUUGUCCUAAUUACUUGUCGAUGGCAAAAUAGUAUCAAAAAACUUGUUCCUGUUCAUGUAAAUGAUAUCCUGGUGCUACAGGAUUGA
Messenger RNA from Lepus europaeus (European hare), 579 nucleotides. It is a transcript of the gene RNASE9, whose product is annotated as ribonuclease A family member 9 (inactive). The coding region runs from base 13 to 579 and encodes 188 amino acids. The transcript has a single exon. Gene Ontology annotation, molecular function: nucleic acid binding. NCBI's taxonomy places the organism in Eukaryota, Metazoa, Chordata, Mammalia, Lagomorpha, Leporidae. The record is from RefSeq and is a predicted model, not a curated record.